GUAGGUGUCAUGUGAAAGAUGGCGGCGUCCAGGGGAGGCUGAGGGCUCUGGGAACGUGGUGAAAGGUUUCCGUACAGCCCCAGCGGCUAGCGUCCGAAGGAUUCUUUCUCUGUUUUCUGCCCUCUGGCUUCGCUGCACGCGUCCUCCCAGGUCCUACGGCGCGAUGUGGAGGAGCUGCCUUCGGCUGCGAGGCCGAGGGCAUUGCCUCCUGAACCGGUCCCCGAGUGAUCCCACCAUCUCUGUGAGUCAGGGGCCAGGUCCCCAGCCCCAGGCCCGGGCCUACGCUCCCCCGACAGAAAGGAAGAGGUUUUAUCAGAAUGUCAGCAUCACACAAGGUGAAGGUGGCUUUGAGAUAAAUCUGGACCACAGGAAGCUGAAAACUCCCCAAGCCAAGCUCUUUACUGUCCCCAGUGAGGCCUUGGCCAUUGCGGUGGCCACUGAAUGGGACUCCCAGCAGGAUACCAUCAAGUUCUACACAAUGCACCUGACCACAUUGUGCAACACAUCCUUGGACAACCCAACCCAGCGCAACAAGGAUCAGCUGAUCCAGGCAGCUGUGAAGUUUCUGGACACUGACACCCUCUGCUACAGGGUGGAAGAGCCAGAGACAUUAGUGGAACUUCAAAAGAAUGAAUGGGAUCCAAUCAUAGAAUGGGCUGAAAAAAGAUAUGGCAUGGAGAUUGGCUCCUCCACCAGCAUAAUGGGACCCAACAUCCCUGCGAAGACGAGGGAGGUGCUCAUCAGCCACCUAGCAUCUUACAACAUGUGGGCCUUACAAGGGAUUGAAUUUGUAGUGGCCCAGCUCAAGUCCAUGGUGCUGACGUUGGGUCUGAUUGACCUACACCUGACUGUGGAGCAGGCUGUGCUGCUGUCACGCCUGGAGGAGGAAUACCAGAUCCAGAAAUGGGGCAACAUUGAGUGGGCCCAUGAUUAUGAGCUGCAGGAACUGAGGGCCCGCACUGCUGCUGGCACCCUCUUCGUCCACCUCUGCUCCGAGAGUACCACAGUCAAGCACAAGCUCCUGCAGGAGUGAGCCCUGGGCUACUGGAUGGCGUCUGCCACAUCCACAUUUCCCCCAGCCUGGGACUUCCUGGACCACACCUGCAGGGCUCCCCUGGCCUUUGGGGAUUAGUCUUGCUCAGCAUCAUCCUGAGAUGUCUCCGAGAUACAGUGGAUGUCCAAAGGUCUGCCUGGUUGCAAACCAGGGGCCCGUGACCCGGCCAGCGGUGAGUGAGGAGGAUGAAUUGUACAAAAGACUUUCUCUUGACCCUGAUUUUAUUAAAAAUUUCUCCACCCUGGAAAUGUGUCAAGCCCCAUUUUCAUCUGUGCCUCUACAUUUCUCCAUUCUCGUUUUGUCUGGGUUUUGUCACCAAGGUUGAACAGCUUAUCUCCCAUGGCACAUUUUGAUAUCUGCUGCCCAUGGUCAGGAGCCUCAUGCUGGGAAACAAUCAUGUCACCAACAGACAACUCUAUUUGUGUGUUCAGUCCUCAGCCUGAAGACUUCCCCCACCUCAUUCUCAUCAAACAAUCUUUUGAAAGCGAGUCCUUCUUGGUCUAAACUGGUUGUUUCCACUUGUUCCUACUGUUCUAGAAAAAAAAGAUUUAGUCUUAAAAAUGGAAAGUAUAGGUGGUUUCUGGGUUAAAAGCCUGGCGGGUCUGGCAAAGUCACCUGACAUGCACUGCUUAAUUUCUAUCUGGAAUAUCCCCCAAAGGCCCAUGCAUUAAAAACUUGUUCCCCAGAGUGGCACUAUUGGGAGUCAGUAGAACCUUUAAGAGAUGAGGCCGAGAGGGAGGUCUUUACGUUAUUGGGGAUGUGCCCUUGAGGGGGACAAUGGUACCCCAGCACCUUUUGCUUUCUGGCCACAAGGUAGCAGUUUUGCUCUACUGUGUACUCCUGCAAUGAUGUGCUGCCUCACCACAGGCCCCAAAUCAAUAAGGCCAACUAAUCAUGGACUGGAUCCUCUGAAACUG
This is a messenger RNA of Sciurus carolinensis (gray squirrel), 1971 nucleotides long. It is a transcript of the gene Atpaf2, whose product is annotated as ATP synthase mitochondrial F1 complex assembly factor 2. Gene Ontology annotation, biological process: mitochondrial proton-transporting ATP synthase complex assembly. Gene Ontology annotation, cellular component: mitochondrion. The transcript has 8 exons. NCBI's taxonomy places the organism in Eukaryota, Metazoa, Chordata, Mammalia, Rodentia, Sciuridae. The coding region runs from base 164 to 1033 and encodes 289 amino acids. The record is from RefSeq and is a predicted model, not a curated record.